UCAAAGUUGACAUUGGCCAUGUGUGUAAUGUUGCCGCAUCUACUACAGGACUGUUAGAUACAGCUACACUUCAUGAGUAAAUAUUUAUGAUAAUAGGCAUUACAGUUAUAGUUAGACGGCUUAUUUACGUUUUAGGAGACCGUAUUGUUCGUCAGCGGAAGUUAUAUCCGAACAUUUUGUUCAUGCUGAUCGGUAACUUCCGUAGUCCGGCUGUGAUGCCAGUCUGCAUCCUUUAGCUGCUUAAGAGUUUAGCAGGACAUGUUUAAAACCCGACAACUGUUAAGUGCCUUAUUCAAUCACAGACUUACGCUAGAGAGAAACGGUGGCCUUUGUAAGUUAUUUUGCAUGAUGAGUGAAGCAUCCAUAGAUGAGCAGACAGCCAAGCAGCUGAAAAGAGCCAAUGAAGAAAAUGAAGACUCUGCUGAGAAGCUGCAGGCUACAAAAAAAUUAAAAGUGGAAGAGGAACCAACUGAAGAUGAAAAGAAAUAUCCCAAAAAGAAAGUUGUCCUCCUCCUGGCAUACUCCGGGAAGGGAUACUAUGGCAUGCAGAGAAAUCCUACAGCUACUCAGUUUAGGACCAUUGAAGAUGAGCUGGUCACCUCACUUGUUAAAUCAGGUUGCAUUCCUGAAAACCAUGGCGAUGACAUGAAGAAGAUGUCUUUCCAAAGAUGUGCCAGAACAGAUAAGGGCGUGUCUGCAGCUGGCCAAGCGGUGUCUCUUAAGGUGAGAUUGAUGGAAGACAUCAUUGAAAAAAUCAAUGAGCAUCUGCCACCGCAGAUCAGAGUGCUCGGACUCAAACGGGUGACUCAGGGUUUCAACUCCAAGAACAACUGUGAUGCUCGUACAUACUGCUACAUGCUUCCAACUCUGGCCUUUUCCCCAAAAGACAACGACAUUGGCAACAUAGCAGCGUUUCGGCUUGAGCCAGAGACACUUGAGAGGGUGAACCGUCUGUUUGCUUCCUACAAAGGCACCCAUAACUUCCACAACUUCACCUCUCAGAAGGCUGCAAGUGACCCCAGUGCUCGUCGGUACAUCAUAGAGAUUUCGUGCGGAGAGCCUUUUAUCAACAACAAUACUCAGUUUGCAGUGAUCACUGUCAAAGGCCAGAGCUUCAUGCUGCACCAAAUCCGAAAGAUGAUCGGCCUGGUGAUUGCGGUGAUAAAGGGUUAUGCGAAGGAGGAUGUGAUUGAGCGGAGCUGGGGACAGGAUAAGGUGGAUGUGCCCAAAGCUCCAGGGCUGGGGUUGGUCCUGGAAAAGGUUCACUUUGACCGGUACAACAAACGCUUUGGAGGGGACGGGCUGCACGAGCGUCUGGAGUGGGACCAAGAGGAGGAGGCCGUCAAGGCCUUUAAGGAGGCUCACAUCUACCCCAGCAUUGUUGAAACAGAGCGUGAUGAGGGCUCCAUGGUCAGCUGGAUGUCAACACUUCAUAUCCAUGACUUUGAGGCUUCAGCCAAAGCUACUGACACUAAAAACAAGGACCAGAAACAGGACAAUGCAGAAGAAGGGAAUGCCUCGGAUUAGGUACCCCAGUCUGAGGAAAGAAGAGUUUUUCUCAACAAAACAUUCUCAUUUGUUUGGAAUAUGUUUUUGAUUGACUAUUUUUGUGGGAUUUAAUUCUGCUUCUCUUUUACAUAUGUUAUUAAACAAACAACACAA
Messenger RNA from Trematomus bernacchii (emerald rockcod), 1662 nucleotides. It is a transcript of the gene pus1, whose product is annotated as pseudouridine synthase 1. Gene Ontology annotation, molecular function: RNA binding; pseudouridine synthase activity. NCBI's taxonomy places the organism in Eukaryota, Metazoa, Chordata, Actinopteri, Perciformes, Nototheniidae. Gene Ontology annotation, cellular component: nucleus. The transcript has 6 exons. The record is from RefSeq and is a predicted model, not a curated record. Gene Ontology annotation, biological process: mRNA pseudouridine synthesis; tRNA pseudouridine synthesis. Bases 259 to 1527 code for a protein of 422 amino acids.